CACCAGAGGUCACUUGUGCAAAGAUCGUUUAGCCAUGCACCACCGAACCAGCUUCUGAGGUAGUCGCCACCCCGCUCUAGGCGCCCUCCAAGAUCUGGUUCUUGCAUGGCUCUUGCGUCACGCAGUCGCAGACAAGUCGUUGCGCCACUUCCGUUCCAUCCGAAGUCUCGGCGGAGGCACGCGCGCACCGUUUGGCCGCAAUUUGGUCACCUCAUUUGCGCAGAGUGUCGCGAUUUGGGAGGAAGCGCCCCUGAAUAAUGUAUGAGACUUUGUGGGGCGCGGUGAUCUAAGAGAUUUGCACAUGCGUUUUAUUUUGGGGGUUGCACUUGGCGUCAAUUUGACGCCUUUUGUUUUGGGUGGAAGGAGGAACUUUUGGUUUUUCUUUUUGGGGUAAUUGAUUUGGAUCAAUUACUUGGUAGAGUUUUGCGUUGAGGCGGGGGCGUUUGAUAUAAAUUGUACUGUUCGAGGUCGAUAAGUUAUCAGUUGUCAUUAGCUGGCUCAACUUGGAACAUUGUUUUGUAGAACAGCACAAUUAUGUUGUCUAAAGUGAUCGUUUUGGCUUGCCUGGCAAUUAGUAGUGCCACGGCAGAGCCUCAGCUGGAGCACCCGGCCCUGGCGUACGCUGCUGGAGCUCAUCAUCAUCUCUUGGGAGGAGCUUACAGUCCAGACUUGUACGGCGUGGCGAGGUCACUGUCACCUCUUCAGUACGCAUCCAGCUUGCCCGUUGCGUACGCAGCCCAACUGUUGAAUCAGGACCCGUUCCAUAGAACGCGAACCUUCGAGUCGGCCCCGCUGCACUACUCGGGCCAGUCCUAUCCGGUAAGCUACGCCGCUGGUCCCCAAGCGUACGGUGGAGGUGGUGCUGGAGGCGUUCCCGCUUACCCGUCCCUGCCCCACCACCACCACGCCGCCGUGGAGUACCCUCCGCCGUAUGCUACCGCCAGUUCCUACCAUCAGGCCGGGCCCGCAAUUCACCACACUCCCCAAUACGCUUCGUACGCAGCCACUCCUGUACAGCACGCCGCCCCACUUCCACCAUCCGUCCUGGGAGGAUACACUAGCGCCGCCACCGGUCACCCCCAUCAUCCAUCAGCCGUCGUCGCCGCACCCGGUGGAGCACCAUCAUUUCUAUCAUCCGCAGCCGGUGGCCACCCCCUUGCUGCAUACGCCGCAGCCGCUGGCGCCUUCCAGCACCAUCCCGGUAGUCCAUCCGCUGCCGCUGCUUACCUCCAAGCCCUGGACGCCGCCGGAGGUAUGGGACCCGGUGCCGGCGGCCGCCAUCCUGCCGAGCAGUUCUACGCCGGCGCUCGCGGAGGUCCACUAUCAUAUUCCGGCCAAAUGGCGCAGGGUGCUGCGAGCGCGGAAGCUGCUCACCGGAUGGCCGCUCAACUUUCUGCACUUAUCGCGGCGCAGGGGUCCAUGGGCGAAGCACGCGCGCAGGCUCGGUCGGAUAGUGAGUAGGAUCCGCUGGCUGGAGAAGUACAUCUGGCGCAGCCACACCACCGUCAAGCACUAUCACUAGGACUAGACUAAGCUCAUACAAAUAUUUAUUUUGAAUUCAUGCAAUAAAGUUAAGCUAGUUAUUGUUUACAGAAACAAUUGGUCUGAACAUUUGUUUAUUACGCUUCCACG
This is a messenger RNA of Culex pipiens pallens (northern house mosquito), 1632 nucleotides long. Its product is annotated as spidroin-2-like. The transcript has 2 exons. Bases 535 to 1461 code for a protein of 308 amino acids. The record is from RefSeq and is a predicted model, not a curated record. NCBI's taxonomy places the organism in Eukaryota, Metazoa, Arthropoda, Insecta, Diptera, Culicidae.